Molecule: messenger RNA, 1649 nt
Organism: Jatropha curcas
Lineage: Eukaryota; Viridiplantae; Streptophyta; Magnoliopsida; Malpighiales; Euphorbiaceae
Product: guanosine nucleotide diphosphate dissociation inhibitor At5g09550
Biological process (GO): protein transport; small GTPase-mediated signal transduction; vesicle-mediated transport
Cellular component (GO): cytoplasm
Molecular function (GO): Rab GDP-dissociation inhibitor activity
Source: RefSeq, a predicted model, not a curated record
CACACGUAGCCUAAACCACGUGUAGAGUAAUAUUAACAGAUUUAACCGAAAAGAAGGGACUUCCCGCUAUAGACCUGCUCUCCUUUUCUCUCCUCUCUAUGAUUUCAUCUUCCAUUAAUUGAUCCAUGGAUGAAGAAUACGACGUCAUAGUACUCGGAACAGGUCUCAAAGAAUGCAUCCUCAGCGGUUUGCUCUCCGUCGAUGGACUCAAAGUACUGCAUAUGGAUAGAAAUGAUUAUUAUGGAGGAGAGUCCACUUCCCUUAAUCUAAACCAGCUCUGGAAGCGAUUUAGGGGCGGCGAUAAGCCUCCGGAAUCCUUGGGCGCAAGCAGAGACUAUAAUGUUGACAUGAUACCUAAGUUCAUGAUGGCAAAUGGAGCGUUGGUUCGCAUUCUCAUUCACACUGACGUCACCAAAUAUCUGAAUUUCAAGGCUGUGGAUGGUAGUUUUGUGUACAACAAAGGAAAGAUACACAAAGUACCAGCAAAUGAUGUGGAGGCAUUAAAAUCCCCACUUAUGGGAUUGUUUGAGAAACGUCGUGCUAGAAAAUUUUUCAUUUAUGUUCAAGAUUAUGAUGAGAAUGAUCCAAAGUCUCAUGAAGGGCUUGACCUUACCAAGGUUAAAGCUAGAGAUGUUAUAUCGAAAUAUGGACUUGAAGAUAAUACCGUUGACUUCAUAGGGCAUGCAUUGGCACUUUAUGUCGAAGAUAGUUUCUUGGACGAGCCUGCACUGGAUUUUGUGAACAGGAUGAAGCUAUAUGCAGAGUCUUUAGCUCGUUUCCGAGGAGGAUCUCCAUAUAUUUAUCCUCUUUAUGGAUUAGGAGAGCUACCCCAGGCGUUUGCUCGUUUGAGUGCUGUUUAUGGUGGCACCUACAUGCUUUGUAAGCCGGAAUGCAAGGUAGAGUUUGAUGCAGAUGGAAAGGCUUAUGGAGUUACAUCAGAAGGAGAAACUGCAAAAUGCAAAAAGGUCGUAUGUGAUCCUUCAUAUUUGCCUGAAAAGGUGAAGAAGAUUGGGAAAGUAGCUCGUGCUAUAUGUAUUAUGAGUCAUCCGAUCCCACAUACGAGUGAUUCUCACUCGGUUCAGGUUAUUCUUCCUCAGAAACAACUCAAGCGAAAAUCAGACAUGUAUCUAUUUUGCUGCUCCUAUACUCACAAUGUAGCUCCAAAAGGGAAAUACAUUGCUUUUGUUACAACAGAAGCAGAGACUGAUGAUCCUGAAACAGAAUUGAAGCCAGGCAUAGAUCUCCUUGGAUCGGUAGAUGAAAUAUUCUUUGACACUUAUGACAGAUUCAAGCCUACUAACCAGCACGAUGUGGACAACUGUUUCAUAUCCACAAGUUAUGAUGCAACCACACACUUCGAGACUACUGUGGAGGAUGUGAUUGCCAUGUACAGCAAGAUAACUGGAAAGAAACUUGACCUGAAAGUGGAUCUGAGUGCUGCUAGUGCAAGUUCUGAAGCCGAAGGCCAAGAAUAAGAAUGAAGUCAUGUGAUGGGGCCCUCACAGACUGAAUGAUAAACAGCUGCAAGAACUCUUGGUGCUACAUUUUUUUUUCCGUUAAAUUGUUUUGUGGAUUUCCAUUGUGGAUAAAACUAUUUUGUAGAGAAUUUAAAUUUUCCUUAUUAUACAGAAACUAUUUUAGCCAUUAAA